GUAUCCAUAGCCAACUCUAUCCUAUCCAAGUCACGGUUUGUGGGAGGUUUAAACCUACUAGUCUACUUUCUAAUACCGUUUUGGUGAGCUUUCAAUUGGAAGCAACAGCUAAUUAUAGCGAGAGUAGUUUACUGCAAGAAGCUUCAGUUUCGCGGUGUUGGUCGGGCUACUCAUUAUAGGAAUUAACGAAGAAGACGCAAGACGCUCCUUAGAUUUCACCAACGCAUAAAGGAGAACAUCUUUAUUUUUCCUUGCCUGAAGGGAUACUUGUAUUUGUAGACUAACGCCUACUAAUAGAAGACAGCCUCCAUCGCAGUGUUUCGGGAAGUUUGGGUUGUAAAUACGCCUGUGGGUCAUUUAUUUCGGCUAAGAUUUACCAGUGUGAUUGGAUUGUAUUUCCUCUCUUCCUUUUCAAUGCUUUGUGAGAACGGGUGGUCGUCUACCUUAAAAACGUAAGGCUAUUGAUAACGGAGAUAAGUGAAGAGUGCGCUCCCACGCCCGCCCUGACCUCGAGAUGCCGGGCAUAAACUCCACCACCGCCCCUCACUAUGAGUCAGGCUGGGAGAUGGAGUACGACCACUAUCAACAUUACUUCUACGACGACCACGAUCCGGACGAGGAUUUCUUUAAAUCCACUGCGCCCAGCGAGGACAUAUGGAAGAAAUUCGAGCUAGUACCGACCCCGCCCAUGUCCCCUGUCCGGACUUUAGGUGGGGUAGCCGGGGGCGGGAUUGUCUGCCCUUCGUUGGGGGACAAACUCGAGUGGGUGUCCCAGUUUUUGGGUCAAGAGGACGACCAGGAUGUGCCGUGUAAAUUCAGUUCCGCCGACGAGGCUUUGGGGAACCUGAGCUCCAUUAUCAUCCAGGACUGCAUGUGGAGCAGCUUCUCGGCGGGCAAACAGCUGGAGAAAGUUGUCGGGGAGCGACAUGCUUCCUGUCCCGGAUCGGGCCCGACCAAACCGGCCCUGCAGCAGGUGGGAGCUGGCAUCAACACCACCGGGAGGGCGCAGUGUGUGACGACACCCAUGGACGCUCCGGUUCUCGGUAGCUUGGCAACGGAUUGCGUGGACCCGGGUGCUGUUCUCACAUUCCCGCUGACCGGGGCACCGUUCAAGAAACCUGCAGUGUCCUCCGGUUCGGAAUCCCCCACAGACUCAUCAGAUGAUGAAUCUAGUGAUGAUGAGGACGAAGAGGAGAUCGAUGUGGUGACUGUGGAACACAAGCAGUACAAGCCUCGGCGGCUGGCCAACGGCGGGCUAAACGGGCGGACGCCGGUGACCAUCACGGUCGGAGCGGACCCUGUGGGCCCGUGUAUGAAACAUUUCCACAUUUCCAUCCACCAACAGCAGCAUAACUACGCAGCUCCUUCCCCCGACACACACAAACAUCCCGAGCCCCCCAGGAAGAGAGUCCGACACGAGCCCCUAAACUCUUCUCCUCACUUCUCAAACUCAUCUCACCCCCAGCCACACCCAGGCCCCGCCUCAACCAAUCAGAACCCUGAGAGCAAACCACCUCACGUCGCAGUGGCAACGGCCGGUUCGGAGUCGCCUGACGCCAACACACUCAUCCUUGCCUCCUCCCCCUCGAACUCUCCCCCAUCCUCCUCCCACCACCACCUCUCCUCCUUGAAGUCCUACUGCUCCCACCCCUGCAGCCCCCAGUCCUCCGACUGUGAGGACACGGACAAACGCAAGACUCACAACUUCCUGGAACGUAAACGACGCAAUGACCUGCGCUCUCGUUUCCUGGCGCUGCGGGACGAGGUCCCCGGCUUGGCAGAGUGCCCCAAGACGCCCAAGGUGGCCAUCCUGACACGCGCCACUGAGUACCUGGCGCAGCUGCAUUCUAGCGAGCGCCAGCGGGCGCAGGAGAAACGUCAGCUGAAGGCCAGGCAACAGCAGCUACUCCGCAGGUUGGCACAGCUCAAACAAUGCCCCUGAAGUCACUGACUGACUGACUGGCAGGCUGGCAAAGCUCGAACAACAUCCCUGAACUGACUCGCUGACUGGCAGGCUGGCAAAGCUCAAACAACAUCCCUGAACUGACUGACUGGCUGACUGGCAGGCUGGCAAAGCUCGAACAACAUCUCUGAACUGACUGGCAGCGACCUCUAGUCGACAGAAACCAGGACUGAAUGAAAACCAACUCUCAUUAACUGGCAGGCUGGCAGGGAGAGAAGCCCAAGUAGUAUGCUUUGCCGAACCCUAUAUUAUAAACCAGGACUGAGUCAAAACCAGGAACGGAUCUCAAGCCUAUAUUAUUAAACCAGGACUGAGUCAAAACCAGGAAUGGAUCUCAAGCCUAUAUUAUAAACCAGGACUGAGUCAAAACCAGGGACGGAUCUCAAGCCUAUAUUAUUAAACCAGGACUGAGUCAAAACCAGGAACGGAUCUCAAGCCUAUACUAUUAAACCAGGACUGAGUCAAAACCAGCCUAUAUUAUUAAACCAGGACUGAGUCAAAACCAGCCUAUAUUAUUAAACCAGGACUGAGUCAAAACCAGGGACGGAUUUGAGAGGAUUUUCUUGCUCUCGUUGGUCCAAUCCCAAAUGGAUCCCUUUGCCCCUAUUCGUAGGAAAGUGGUUGAAGAUCUGCAAGGACACCAACGAUCAAGGGAAAAGACAUAGUGGGUUUAGUGUUGGGAUGGGGUUGUGAACUCCCAGACACACACACACACACACACACACAGGCUGAGAUUAAGGAGCAAAGACACGAACGGUCACUUUGUCGGGUGAGGAAGUGGGUUAUAAUGUGGUGUUACGGUUCUGUUGUUUGCACAUUUGCUUCAGAGUGAUUGACAGAGCAAUCGUCUCGUCAGGAAGGACAGUAACCUGAUAUCACGUGAUCAUAAUUUAGUUAUUUUUGGGGGGGGG
This is a messenger RNA of Oncorhynchus masou masou (cherry salmon), 2874 nucleotides long. It is a transcript of the gene myclb, whose product is annotated as MYCL proto-oncogene, bHLH transcription factor b. The record is from RefSeq and is a predicted model, not a curated record. NCBI's taxonomy places the organism in Eukaryota, Metazoa, Chordata, Actinopteri, Salmoniformes, Salmonidae. Gene Ontology annotation, molecular function: DNA-binding transcription factor activity, RNA polymerase II-specific; RNA polymerase II cis-regulatory region sequence-specific DNA binding; protein dimerization activity. The coding region runs from base 515 to 1942 and encodes 475 amino acids. Gene Ontology annotation, biological process: regulation of transcription by RNA polymerase II. The transcript is spliced from 3 exons.